CUUUCCUUACCUAUGGUAAUAGGGCAAGGAAAGUAAAAAAAUCAGAACUACAAUAUAAAUUGCUAGCACCAAUGAAUAUAGUGACUGGACUAUAUCUCCCUUCUUGAAAAGAGAUUUGACUGUAGCCACUUUCUAAACUUCCGGGAUCCUCAAUUAUUGUCUCCAGCACAUAUCAAAUGGAGGAAGCGAAGUUUGAAGAAGAGUUCCCUAUGCUUGAACGGUUCCAUAUUUAAACCAUCCGGUCCAGCUUGUCUUAUUUUAUACUCUUUUCUCACCUUGUAUUCUGCAGGCUAAAACCUAUUUAAUUUUAAAUUUCCGUUAAUAUUCCUAAAUUGAAAAAUUUUGAAUUUAUUUUAAAUUGAAAAAUUUUCAAUUUAGAAAUACCAAUGGAAAUUUAAAAAUAAAUAGGUUUCAGCCUGCAGAAUACAAGGGUAGAAAAGAGUAUAAAAUAAUAAGUUUUAUCACCCAGCAUUGGACAAUGAAGCGACCAAUGACGACUUGCAGGUUGCAGGGGCAGUGGGCGCGCACAGGCUCACUCAAUGACUGGAAAAAUAUACACCUAUGCUAUGCGUAGAGUGACUGUAUUUACCAAGGUUUUUAUUGUUUAUGCCACAAUUAACACCACACAUAUAAGUAAUGAGUUAUGACAUAGAAAUGGAUUGAUAAGAAAAUGGUUCAAGACCUUUAACGUGAAGGUGAAAUAAAGGUACUUGAACCGAAAAUGUCGUGGCGCUAAUCAUCAUACGACCGCGGCGCCCGGGGCGACCGCCCUGGUCGCCCCACCCUUUGGGCGGCCCUGCCUUACAGUAAUGUACUAUUCAAUGAGCAUCCACUGUACACUAAGCCAUCUAACCGGAAUUUGAAAAUAAUAAUCAUCUAAAACUCAAAUUUUUAUUUUUACCCAUUUAUAAAAAGGUUUCAAAUCAAAUCAAAUGUUUUUAUUGUCGUUCACAAUUAUGCAUGUAUUGACAAAGUCAUGAAAACGGAGCAUAGUCCUUAGUCUAAAGCCGAGGCGAAUAAAAACAUAAUAUAUAUAGAAUUUAAACAUUAAAAAUAAACUAUAAAAAUAACACCAGGACAGACAAUAAAAUUUGGAAUUGAAUAACAGAAUUGAUUGAAACAACACUUCAGCACUUCUAAUACUUAACACUAAAUAAUUAUAUGUGGAUGCUCAAAGAAUUCCUCAAUGUCAUAGAAAGGAUUUUCACUCAGCCAAAUAUCCAAUUUAUUGAGAAAAGUCAUAUUAUCAUAUUUGUUAAUGGACCCCAACAAACUAUUGUAAACCUUUUUGUACAUUAUACAGUGACUAUUAAGAGAUUCACUUAAUCUGCAAUAUUGGAAAUUCAUUUUACCCCUAUUACGUGUGCUGUCUGAGUGGACAUGUUCAUUAAGAGUUAUUUCUGGUAAUUUCUUUAAAGAGUAAGCAGCAAGUUCAAAGAUGUAAAGAUUGAUGACAGUAUUAAUAUUUAAUUUUAUAAAUAUAGGCUUACAGUGAUCCAAGAGACCUGAAGCAUUGAUAAUUCUAACAACUUUCUUUUGCAACCUCAAUAUCUCUGCAACCCUCGGAGAAUUGCCCCAUACAAGAAGACAGUAUUUAAUAAGGGACUGAAAAAACGCAAAGUAAGCCAUUCUCACACUAUGUGGAGUCACACAUUGCUUCAGACGUCCAAUGAGAUAGAUGACUCUUGAAAGCCUAGCUUUUAAAUAAUCAAUGUGUUUUCCCCAGGCCAGUUGAUGAUCAAUGCGUACCCCCAAAAAUUUAACAUUAUUUACAAUAUCCUGCUGACUAUAUUCAUUAUCAUUUAUGGUCUCAGACUAAAUAUGACAUUUUCAGUCUUAUUAGCAUUUAAAAGAUAUCCAUUUGCUCUGAACCAGGCUCCUGCUCCAUCGAGUGAGUUAUUAACAACAUUUGAGAGCUUAGCCAUAUCAUUAGAGACAUUCAAAAAGGUAGUAUCAUCCGCAUAUAAUACUGCUCUGCUCAAAACAUUGUGAGGCAAAUCAUUGAUACUUAUAAGGAAUAAUAGAGGACUCAGGACGGAUCCUUGAGGUACGCCAUACUUCAGGAAAAUUACAUCAGACCACUCUCCAUUGACGCAGAUGGUCUGCUUUCUAUUCUUCAGUUGAACUAACGGGCAAGUUACAAUUGCAUCGGGAUGAUGACAUCCAUUUUGGAACAAGAAACUAUCAAUGUCAUCAAGGAAGAGAUACUAAUGAGUAUCAGAAAAGAAAAUAUGCUCAACUUAGAGACAAAAUGGCACAAGAGGAUCAUUGUUUCUUCAAAAGAUAUAAACAAGCUCAAACCACAAAAAUGCUUGGCUGCUCUGCCAAGGUUCAAGUCACAAGAAUCAUUAAAAUGUUCCAGUACAAGUUAACUUGAUUGAUCUCAAAGCCUGCUAAGGACAGAGUGUCUCGACUGAUCAAGAAAAAGGUAUCCUCAUAGGUGAAGAGAUGUAUUUGAUGAAACUCCCAAACCAAGAUGACCACAAAUAUCACUUACAAGGAUCCAAUGCUGCUGCAGUGGAACCAGUUGAUCAACGAGUGAGAGAUCAUAUUGAAAAAUUGGUUUGUCGAGGAGAGAGAAAUCCAAUUGUAGUUUCAAAGCUACUAGGAAUAUUCGUAGAGCAGGAACUACAAGAAAGUAAUCAUCAAAGACGACGAUUCUACCCAGACCUUAGAACAGUACAUAAUAUAAUAUCUACUGUGAAAGGCUAAUUGAAAAAAGCCCCAUCGACCAAGUGAAAAGCUGAAAAAGCUUGAUUCCAGUCAGCAGGUAUUUUUCAGACCAUGCACUAGUAUGGACAGUGCUGAGGAAGAUGGUAGUAGUUUGCAAGAAUGCAAACAGAGCAAUCUGCUCUUUGUUUAUCAAAACAAAGAAAUGGCUCAUUCAUAUAGAAAAUAUGGCAUGAAUACAAUACUAUUAGAUGCAACUUACAGGACAUGUAAGUAUGCCCUACCGUUGUAUUUCAUAGUAGUUGAAACCAAUGUCAACUACCAAUUUGUGGGUGUAAUAAUAACCCAAUUCGAGACAAAGGAAUCUGUAACAGAAGGGCUGGAAAUAUUCAAAAGAUGGAAUCCAGAUAUUCACCCCAAGUACGGGAUGGUGGACUACGCGACAGAGGAAAUAGCCAGCCUGGAGGCUGUAUUUCCCUCAAUGAAAGUAUUUAUUUGCACAUUCCACAGGGAACAGGCGUGGGCUAGAUGGCUCUCAAAGGGAAGCAACUCCAAUAUUCCAAAACAGGAAGCUAUCAAAUUACUGCGGCAGGCUGCAAACGCACCAACAAAAGGUGAUAUGGAGGCUGCUCUGCGGAUAUUGAGAACAUGGGAAGUGUAUCGGACUACUAAUUUAAAGUCCUUUUUUGAAUUGACUUGGUACAAAGAGGUUGAAAGGUGGACAUCAUCAAGCAAACCGUUUGACAUGCACAUCAACACAAAUAAUCGAGUUGAGCGUUUAAAUAAGGAACAAAAAUACAGUCACUUGGAGGGAUUCAAAAACUGUUCCCUUUCAGAGUUGAUAGACGUUCUAAUUUUCCAGUUCCUUCCAGAAAGGUAUGCUAGAUACGUUUCUGAAAACCUGAUAAUGACUCCCCAAUAUAGAAAAUAUGGUGAUAAUAUCCCCCCAUAUCUUCAUGGAAGGCCGAAGUGGCUGAUAGACCAUGUCGUCAUCUCUAGGCUUUCGUUGGUCCACAAUACCUCUGCUGAGGAAGUGAUUGAGGUGGAUGAAGGUGUAUUCAAAGUCUGUUCAAUGACAACAACACCACAAGUCGAAUAUAAUGUGAAAUUUGAUGCUUUGGAAAAAUGGUGUAGCUUUACAUGCGCAGACUAUUCCAAAGAAAGGUUAGUUUGUAAGCAUGUCAUUCCGGUUGGAUUUAAAUUCCCGAAUUGGAGAUUAGAGAAAAUUUACAAGUGGCUUUUCAGUAAUCCGGUAUUCAAGUAUGAUUAAAAUUUGGUUACUGAACAGCCAAGUGAGAUUGGAGCUGACUCUGUAGAGAAGUCAAUUACAUCAAAUGAAAAUAACACCGAAGAGCAAAGUCAAAUUGCAGCUGAUGUGACAGACAACUCCUCAAGUGGGUAUGGAAAAAUUCCAUUGAGGGGUAGCAAACGUAAGAAUAUUAUAAACGACUGUAAUGCUACAAUGCGUUCGAUCACAUCGGCUCUAUGGUAUGUGGAAGAGGAA
This is a messenger RNA of Nilaparvata lugens (brown planthopper), 4174 nucleotides long. RefSeq lists its product as uncharacterized. The record is from RefSeq and is a predicted model, not a curated record. Bases 2795 to 3940 code for a protein of 381 amino acids. Gene Ontology annotation, molecular function: DNA-binding transcription factor activity. Lineage: Eukaryota; Metazoa; Arthropoda; Insecta; Hemiptera; Delphacidae. The transcript is spliced from 4 exons.